AGCCGCCUGAUGCGAAUCGGCAGCCAGAGAAGUUUUAAGGUUCGAGUCCCAAUACGGGAAUGAGCCUCUUUGAUAUUUUCCGGGGUUUUUUUGGCUUUCCUGGACCUCGGAGAGAUCCCUUUUUUGGAGGAAUGACGCGAGAUGAAGAUGAGGAUGAAGAAGAGGAAGAAGGAGCUACGUGGAGCCCAAGAUUUGAUGGUCCCCAGUCCCCUGAGGAAUUUGGUUUCAGCUUCAGCUUCAGUCCAGGAGGAGGGAUGCGUUUCCAUGAUAACUUUGGCUUUGAUGACCUAGUACGAGAUUUCAAUAGCAUCUUCGGCGAGAUGGGGGCCUGGACCUUGCCUUCCCAACCUCCUGGUGUGUGCCUUUCCCUAAGGGAGAAUUCGUGCUUUCCAGAGGUAUUCAAGAGUAAUUUGAGGUUACUCUUCAAAUUUCAGAUUGGAAAGUGUUUUUUUAACCUACUAUGUCUUCUUCUGCAGUUUGAUGAUAUUUGGCCUACCCCCUGUCCUAGAGCCAGAGAGGACAAUGAUCUUGAUUCCCAGGUCUCCCAGGAGGGUCUUGGCCCGGUUCUACAGCCCCAGCCCAAAUCCUAUUUCAAGAGCAUCUCUGUGACCAAGAUCACUAAGCCAGAUGGGGUAGUGGAGGAACGCCGGACUGUGGUGGACAGUGAGGGCCGGACAGAGACCACAGUAACCCGACAAGAAGGAGACAACAGUCAUAUAAGUGAUCUAGAGUCACCAAGACCGCCAGUCCUGGAUGAUGCCUUUUCCAUCCUGGAUUUAUUCCUAGGACGUUGGUUCCGGUCCCAGUAGCCUUCAGAUCUUUUCCACGUCCCACCAGUUGCCCAUUAUCAAUAAGCUUAGCUUCUCCUGCCAUCUCAGGGGCUUGGGCACGUGGAAUAGUGAAUUGGGGGUAUGUCAGUAUGUCACCCAGACUGACCAAUAAAAACUUUAUUUAUGCUA
Otolemur garnettii (small-eared galago) is the source of this 959-nucleotide messenger RNA. RefSeq names its product HCLS1 associated protein X-1 (gene HAX1). NCBI's taxonomy places the organism in Eukaryota, Metazoa, Chordata, Mammalia, Primates, Galagidae. Gene Ontology annotation, cellular component: mitochondrion; apical plasma membrane; sarcoplasmic reticulum. The transcript is spliced from 6 exons. The record is from RefSeq and is a predicted model, not a curated record. Gene Ontology annotation, biological process: negative regulation of apoptotic process; regulation of actin filament polymerization. Bases 60 to 809 code for a protein of 249 amino acids.